Messenger RNA from Triticum urartu, 2049 nucleotides. NCBI's taxonomy places the organism in Eukaryota, Viridiplantae, Streptophyta, Magnoliopsida, Poales, Poaceae. The record is from RefSeq and is a predicted model, not a curated record.
UCGAGGUAUCCAUUCAAGUUGCCACCCCAAUGAUGUCGCAAGGACAAGCAAGAAGAAUGGAAAGCUGCCUCCCAGUUGCCCUCCUAGCGCUAGGGAUCCUCCUCCAGCUCGCUGGCUGCAGCCCUCCACCAGACCCGGUGGUGUGCACGCACGGCACGUCCAACUGCACCAUCACCAACACGGUCGGCUUCUUCCUCUGCCCCGCGGCCAACGUCACCUACCCGCGGACGGAGCAGGAGCUCGUCGCAGCCGUGGCGGCCGUGGCAGCCGCAAAGCGGAAGGUAAAGGUAACCACCUCGCACGCACACAGCAUUCCCAAGCUCGCGUGCCCCGGCGGCCGCGACGGCACACUCAUAAGCACCGCGCGGUUGAACCGGACGGUGCACAUCGACGCUGAUAAGCGGCUCAUGACGGUGGAGAGCGGCAUGCUACUCCGGGACCUCAUGGAGGCCGCCGCAGCGGAGGGGCUGUCCCUGGCGCAUUCACCGUACUGGCACAGCCUAACCAUUGGUGGGCUCCUCGCAACUGGCGCGCACGGGAGCUCGCUGUGGGGCAAGGGAUCUGCUGUUCACGAGUAUGUGGUCGGGCUGAGGAUUGUGACGCCGGCGCCGGCUAGCCAGGGGUUCGCCGUGGUGAGGGAGCUUGGUGCCAAUCACCCGGACCUGGACGCCGCCAAGGUCUCCAUCGGCGUGCUGGGCGUCAUCUCUCACGUAACUCUGGCAUUGCAGCCGUUGUUCAAGCGGUCGGUGACUUUCAUGAAGCGCGACGAUUCAGACCUUGCGGAUCGGGUGGCCACGUGGGGCCGCCUCCACGAGUUCGGCGACAUGUUAUGGCUGCCGCAGCAGGGCAAGGUCGUCUACCGCCAGGACGACCGCGUCGACGUCUCGACGCCGGGGGAUGGCCUCAACGACAACUUGAUUUUCCGUGCCACUCCCACCCAGGUGAUCAUUGCUGCAAGAUCCGCAGAGGAGCGGCUGCAGGAGAACGGCACUGACACUGCCCGAUGCGCGGCGGCACUGCUGCAGGCGGACACCAUGGAACGGCAGGCCUACGGCUUCACCAAUGAUGGCGUCUCAUUCACGGGGUACCCGGUGGUGGGGUACCAACAUCGCAUCCAAGCGUCUGGCACAUGCAUCGACAGCCCAGAGGACAGCCUCCGCUCCGCCUGCGCCUGGGACCCGCGCAUCCCAGGCGCUCGCGCCGACAACUCCGGCUUCAGCGUUGCUCUCUCCAAGGCGCCGGCGUUCAUCGCUGACAUGCAGCGCCUCCGGGAUCUCAACCCGGAUGUGUUUUGUGUUGGCAUCGACUCUAGGACGGGUAUGUCCAUGCGGUACAUCAAGGCAUCGUCCGCUUACCUUGGCAAGCAGGAGGACUCGAUUGCCAUCGACAUCAACUACUAUCGUAGCAACAUCGACGGCACGCCGCGGGCGCACACCGACGUGGGCGACGAGAUCGAGCAGAUGGCACUGUGGAAGUAUGGUGCCCUGCCACACUGGGGCAAGAACCACGACAUCACUUUCGAUGGUGCCAUCUCGAAGUACUCAAAAGCCCACGAGUUCCUGGCGGUGAAGGAUAGGUACGACCCUGAUGGGAUCUUCUCUAGCGAGUGGAGCGACCAGGUGCUCGGCAUCAAUGGGAGUCCGAAUGUCAUCAAGGAGCAUUGUGCCAUCGAAGGACUUUGCGUCUGCUCUGAGGACUCGCACUGUGCGCCGGAGCAGGGUUACCUCUGCCGACCGGGGAAGGUGUACACGAAGGCUAGAGUUUGCUCACUCAUCAAGGAUUAUUAGGAUGGUGAGAACCCGAGAGUAUGUUAUGUUACACAUAAAAUACAUGUAUUUUUUUUCGUGCCGUUUGAGUUUGUAAGGGGAUCAUCUAUCUAUAAGAUGAAUCCUCAAGUUAUCUGAGUUGUUAAGAGUCGAGUUAAACCGGAGUUUUGUACCCUGGGUGGCGUCGUGUGGGGUUUGGUCAUGUGAUGUGUUGGGUGUUGGUGUCUACCUUAUAAAGCAAUGAAACCCUCGAAAACGCUGCAAUUUUUGCAGCACCAAAUAU